Pseudomyrmex gracilis is the source of this 4308-nucleotide messenger RNA. RefSeq names its product hemicentin-1-like. The record is from RefSeq and is a predicted model, not a curated record. NCBI's taxonomy places the organism in Eukaryota, Metazoa, Arthropoda, Insecta, Hymenoptera, Formicidae. Gene Ontology annotation, molecular function: protein binding. Bases 1376 to 3973 code for a protein of 865 amino acids. The transcript has 9 exons.
GCAGUGAGCGCGCCUUUGACCUUAAGUAAGGGUUUGUGUGAUCGAAGGAUCGGUCGAUCGGUUCUCCAACGUUCGGUGACAUCGAUCCAUCAUCGCGCGUGCGAUACCGAUCGGGAUUGACGACCUUAUAACAAUUUGCAGUGACGAGUGUUCAUGAAAGCGACUGUCAAUAGAUCAUCCUCAUGCGGUGCUGUAAGUGUUUCCUGGAGAAAACUCGACACGAGUUCACCAUUCAAAAGCCACUAAUCCAAAGUGCGAUACGGUAACGGCGAUAUCGCGCGGCGGUUUUUUCUCUCGAGGAAAAUGAAAUAUAUUUUCACUAAUAAAUAGAUAGCACAAAUAACAGAUAAGUGAUUCCGUGGCAAUCGUUAACCUUUGCUUGUACCUGAAAUCUCGAAUAAAUAAAUUAUAUUGACUAAUCUAGAGGUACUUUACUACGCACACGCGCUUCAGCAUUUUCCUCAUGAACAAGUUUACUUUUCCCGAACGCACUCGAAACGCUGGUAUAAUUACUAAAAGUGAUGCGGCGCUUUGAAAAAGUUGGAAAAUGAAGGAUACGCAACGAAAAGAGCAGGUUGUAAUCUCGAUAUAUCAAAGUGCAACGUGAAAUAUUUCCCUGCGCAAAGUAACGACGGUAACUUCUCACGUCACUUCGUAACGCUCGACGUAGAUAUAGCAAACAUAUAGUCAUCCAACUAUCGAUUUUUCCGUCCUACGUUCUCGAAAACAUCAUUACGUCAUUGUUGUCGAGCGAUGACGGAGAAAAGCGACGGGGUAGUUCGCGCGUGUAAGACUUAGUGGUGUAUAAAGUGAACUCCAAUAGACUGUGCAAGAAGAGGAUGUACAAUUACUCGAUCGAGUAACCUCGUUAAACGACGUAAGCAGUUCGCAUACAUAAAUAACGCGUGUAAUCGAGCUGAGCCCUUAAGGAGUUACGCGACUUAUUUAUAAUCCUCAGUUUCAUGUCGUAAGUCCAGCGGAGAGAAGAGGAAUAUCUCGCGUGCUCCGUGAACUGUACUUAAGUUUCUACUCUCAGGGCAUAGGUCGAGACCCUCUCCUAUCUUCUCCGCUCGUUAUCGUGAAAAGUGUAUAUCGGACGUUUUAUCCGAGGUCGGCCCGUAAAAAUCGGCCACGGCAACACUCGGCCUGGCUCGUCAGAUCGAUGCUCGACAGAUCCUCCACGUCUUGUGACGCGUGAGAUGUACCCAUUAGAUUCAAGAUUCCUGAUAACUUGACGGAUCGUCCAAAGAUUCAUCUCAUUGAAAGUUAUCAGCCGCGUUGGCUUCCACUUGAGCACGGGAGAUUUAAGGAGAAGAACCAGUGUCUGUGCGAGACGGUCCGGGGUCACCAAGAGCAAGGAUUCAUUCUGCUUACAAUGGAGAGGAUGCUUUUGCUGAUGAGCUUGCUGGCCCGGUUCGUCGUAGCGGAAGUUCUGCUCGACGAUGUCAACGAGCUACGAUCCGUAUUAGAUGUUAGCGCAGUGGCCGGUUUCAAAGCUCAGAUACCUUGCGACAUUGAUCCGCCGACCAAAGAUGAGACGGCCAUCAUGGUAUUUUGGUACAAAGACGGAAAAGACGGCAAGCCGAUAUACAGCAUGGACGCUCGGAGAAGUUCGGUUAAGGCGUCGCUGUGGUCGGAUCCGUAUGUGUUUGGUGAAAGGGCAGUUAUAAGGACGGAUGCGAAGCCCGCUAAGCUGGAGAUAGAUUCUUUAGAAUCUACGGAUGCUGGUGUAUACGAAUGCAGGGUAGAUUUUAAGAACAGUCCCACGAGAUAUCAGAAGAUUAAUCUCACGGUCAUAGUGCCGCCAAAAAAACCGGUGAUAUUUAGCGGCUCGUACGCUAGCGGAACUCCGAUUAAAGUACAGUCAACGUUUAACGAGGGAAGCAAGAUGUCUCUAUUGUGCGAAGUGAUCGGAGGGUCGCCUCCGCCACAGGUCACGUGGUAUAUCGAGAACAAAGUCCAAGAUGGCACGUACAUGCAGAAACACGACGAUAUAACGAUAAAUCGGUUGGACAUCCUGGUCACGAGGGACUUGCUGUGGGCGAGGCUAAUUUGUAAGGCGAACAAUACUCAGCUUAUGACGCCGUUGACCUCUGAGAUCACCUUGGACGUGAAUCUAAAGCCACUGGUGGUCAAUAUUACGACUAAACGAUCUCACUUAUCGGCGUUGAAAACGUAUGACAUCGAGUGUCUGAGUUCGGGUUCGAGACCAGAGGCUGUGAUCACCUGGUGGAAAGGUCUCCAUCAGGUGAAACACAUGGCUAGAAAUUUCGCAGAUAAUUCGAACGUCACGAGAAGCGUGCUGAGCUAUGUGCCAACUAUCGAGGACGAUGGAAAAUUCCUGACAUGCAGAGCGGAAAAUCCCGUGGUGCCUAACAGUGCCUUGGAGGACAAAUGGCAUCUACUGGUGUACUACGCACCGGUGGUGAGCAUUAGAUUGGGUCUUAGUUUGAAGGCGAAUGAUAUAAACGAAGGUGACGACGUGUACUUCGAGUGCGAAGUACGGGCUAAUCCGAAGUUUUAUAAGCUAAUUUGGUUCAAAGACGGCGAGGAGUUGCAUCAAAAUACCACCGCAGGAAUUAUUCUUCCCGGUGGUAAAUCGCUUGUCUUGCAAAAAGUGACGAAAGCCUCUGCCGGAGAGUAUACUUGCAUGGCGGUGAACGUCGAAGGAAGAACCACCAGCAGACCUGUAACUCUCGAAGUAAUGUACGCACCGAUCUGCAAAGACGGCUCUUCCACCCAAGUGGUCGGCGCCUUGAAGCACGAAACGAUUUCGCUGGUCUGUGGCGUGCAGUCGAAACCGCCACCCACGACCUUCCAUUGGACCUUCAACAACUCCGGCGAGCUGAUGAACAUGCCGACUACUAGAUUCACGCAGGUCAAGCUCAGUCUUAUCACGAACCACUGGCACAGCUCCAGGCUGAAUUACACGCCGGAAAACGAUAUGGAUUACGGCACGAUCGCCUGCUGGGCGAGAAAUCGGAUCGGGGUGCAGAGAACACCCUGUCUCUUUCAGAUCAUCGUUGCCGGGAAGCCCUAUCCUUUACAGAACUGUUCGGCCCUCCAGUCGACCGGACCCUAUGCGUAUCGAAUGGGUCACGAAGACUUUAAAGCCACCGACUCGAGGGACGCGGACUGGUUGAUCGUCAGGUGCUCCGAGGGAUUCGACGGCGGUUUGCCCCUGACUAAUUACGAGCUGGAAGUCUACAACGAAGAGAACGUUUAUCAUGUCAAUACCAUCUACCUGAACCACACCGAGAGAUCCGGCACGUCCGGUCCAGUUUUCGAAGUGCCCGGCUUGGAACCCGGACGGAAUUACAGGCUUCAUCUUUACGCCGUCAAUGCCAAAGGUCGCAGCGACCCCGUUGUCUUGGAACCGGUCACCCUCAAAGGAGUAGCAAUGUACACCACUGGUCGCGGGAUUUCGGACGAGACGACCGACUACAGCCUCCUAGUGGCGUGCUUCGCCGGCGGUGUAACAGCUAUUUGCAUUCUGAUCGUCGGGAUUACGUUAACGCUGUAUCGUCGCAGCCAUCCGACGCAAACCGCAAAGACGGAGCCGGCGGAGUACGCAGAGAACAAAGAGAACCGACGGCCACUGGUGGUACCACCGACGAACGAGGCAACUCAACGGGACAAUCUGAAGGAGCAAAUAACUGCGGAAUUGCCGGACGACGACCCAGAUGUAAUACCCAGCAAGGCCGUCGAGAGACGGCCAGACAUCUUCGAACCGUCCAGCUACGCAUCCGGCAAACCGUCCGAACGUGCCAAGGACUUCAGAUGUUUUGACGAUCUUGAUUAUCCGUCACCUUCGUCGGUGCUUCACGCCAAAGACUCCUCCUGGAUCUACCCGAACGGUUACGUGGAGAAGACCGAGAAAAGCUUGAGCCCGAUACGACCCAGCACACUGCCAGUGCACCGCACUCAUGAUAUCUACACGAGAAGUUUGCGUGUACAGGAGAGUUGUAUAUAGACGGAGAGAGUGGAUAUAAACGCGUUGCCGCGCAGAAACCCGAGAUGCGCUCCUCCGGAUACUCGCCAAAUCAUCACGCGCGAUUAUCGACGCUUGUAAAUAGACAAUAAAUAUCGUUAAGGAUCGAUCUUCCUUCCAAUCGACUUGUCAACACAUUCCUAUUCUUGUUGGUUUUUUCACUUAGGAGUAAGAAAUAGCUGUUCAGUUUUGUUCCAAAGGAAAAAGAAACGUGAUACUCUCGUCGCGUCGUCGCGUCGUCUCGAUUCAGCCGGGCGCGAUCACGCGCGUGUACAGAGACAAUAAUUUCCGCCGUAAAAAAAAAAAAAAAAAAGAUA